This is a messenger RNA of Cephus cinctus (wheat stem sawfly), 2216 nucleotides long. Its product is annotated as zinc finger protein 239. The transcript is spliced from 4 exons. NCBI's taxonomy places the organism in Eukaryota, Metazoa, Arthropoda, Insecta, Hymenoptera, Cephidae. The record is from RefSeq and is a predicted model, not a curated record. Gene Ontology annotation, cellular component: nucleus. Bases 1480 to 2181 code for a protein of 233 amino acids.
ACAAUAUACAGCACGAGGUCGCACAAUAUCGUCUAUGGACAUGGAGGAGCGUUUUGUAAAGAUCCCGAGGUCUCAAUGGCGUUAAUAUCCUCCCGGUGACAAAUGAGGGAACGACUCGACGGGACGUCCGGCGUCCCGAUGCCACACGCCGAUUAUCUCACCUCCGGACGAAUAUUUUCUGAAAAAUCAUCAUAGUGACGACAAUCCGUUCGACCCCUGCCAUUUCUCACCUGACGCAUCUUCGAUCACAAAGGACCUUGUCUCAACGUCAUAAUUACGUCUAAUGGCUCCGGAGUUCGCUGAUGCCUUUACAUUUUCAUAUAUUACUAUACUACCAGUAUAAUCAACUCUUGAACUUGCUACACGCUUGGUGUAUACUUGAUGUAACUGGAAAUAGUAUCCACUUUUUUCUUGCAGCAAUCGUUACCUACUGCCUAUCGCUUAGUCAUUAUUGGUCAUGAUGGAACUCUGGAUGCGUUGCGUGUAAUUAAAGUGGUACAAAAGCGUACUCAAGAGUGGAGACCUAAUCGCGAGCGAUAUUGGGGUUGUUUCAACGGUCUAUGUGCUUGUCAUACCUCGAUGACUAUUACUUUAAGGUGAUUUCUAUAGAACGCGAUUGAAAAGUCGCUGGUACCGUCUGGUACACACUGACACGACAAUGGCUCACUGUAUGACACAGUACGUUACUGUGUCGUCGGUGUCUUUUACUCGAAUUUCUCAUACCCUAUACACCCCGUUCGAUUGCCUUUCAUCAAUGUGAAACCUUCGAUUCGAUGCUUAUACGCUUGGCGAAUAAUAAAACUUGAACAGGAUUAGUCGGAAAUGCUAUAGUAUGUUUAUUCUUGUUAUAUGAUACUUUGAUGAAAGUAUCGUUAAGAUUAUAAAAAUUAAUUCUUGCUCUUACUUGUGAUGUUGGUGUAUGCUUUUAUUCGGAAUUCUUGGAUGACGUUACCGAGGUGCCAUUUCGUAGGGAUGAAUCUUUUUACUGUGCAUGCUACGAUAAUAUUUGAUGCUUGCGCACAAUGGAAAUGCGCUUUUGCAUUUCGACGUGAAAUUACCCGGAGUAUCAUUUGUCAAACGCUACUCGAUAACUUCCAUAUACUAGAGAUCGAAGUUAUUAUACGAUAUUUUUCAGGUGUUUCGCAUAAUCGUGGAUGGGAAAACUCCGCCCUCGUAAAAGACGCCGCCCUCGACAUGCGCCGCGACGUCUUUGACGCCCUCAUGUUUCCUUCCAACUACCCUUUUCGCACCUGGAAUUAUUUCUGUUCUAAUGUCGCAGCCACUUCUAAAAUUUUGGUGAACCUCCUCGAGGCUUCCUCGUAGCCAUCGAGUAUCAUUGGACUACGAUUUCUGUUUGAAUGUCUAUUUUAAUCUUAACAAAGUUGCGAUACGAAAAUAAGAAUGUCACGCGCGUAAAUGAGUGAAUUUGAAAAAUCUGCGGAUUUCGAAUUUAAUUGAACUGCCCCGGUAGCGUGGAAUAUGGAGCAGGAAGUUCCGUUAGAUUUAAGUUGUCGCGGAAGCGGGAAAAGAGGUUCGAAUAAUUCUGCUAAAUGUCCAAGAAGGCUACCAUGUCAAACUUGUGGUAAAAAUUUUGAUAGACCCUCUUUACUAAAACGGCAUCUUCGAACGCAUACCGGUGAGAAACCACACGGAUGUUCGGUAUGCGGGAAAAUGUUUAGUACAAGUAGUUCUUUGAAUACUCAUGCUAGAAUUCACACUGGAGAACGACCACAUGAGUGUCCAAUCUGUGGUAAACGGUUUACUGCAUCUUCCAAUUUGUAUUAUCAUCGUAUGACUCACUACAAGGAAAAACCACACAAGUGCGAUCAGUGCGGUCGAUCCUUUCCAACUCCUGGUGACUUACGAGCUCAUGGAUACUCCCAUACCGGUGAUUGGCCACUGAGAUGUCCAAUUUGUGCUCGAGGAUUUUGUAAACCUGCAGCGUUGCACCACCACAUUCAAUUACAUAGUGGUGAUCGACCUUAUGAUUGCAAAACAUGCAAUAAAAAAUUCUCCGUCGCCAGUAAUUUGAGGGCUCACGAAAGAACACACUGUACAACUACGACUAAUUCGUCUUCCACGUGUAACAAUUAUCAGAAUGAUUAUGAAGUCAAGAGUAGAACUUCUCUACACAUACCGGCACCUAUCUUCCCUUGGACACCUUGGCUUCCAUUGCAAUAGCCUAAGUGAUUUAAUACCUACUAUCAAAAAGUGAU